GCUCGAUCGUCCCGAGCAAGACACAAACCAAAACUCUCGUUGUAACAAAGCAAAACUGAUUGCGCCGGUUCUCAACUCCCAACACAUCUUCGUUCCACUCCACUGCCCGACAACAUGAAAUUCGACGCCAACAUCACGCCCCUUUUGAGCCCCAAGAUCAUCCGCAAGAGCAUCAUUGGAGGCCAGUACCAUGUCCUGCAUGGUCCCUUUGGUCCCAAGCCCAUCGUCUAUGCAGACUCUACCGCCAGUGGACGAGCCUCGUCCCUCAUUGAAGACUAUAUCCAAUACUGUGUUUUGCCUUUCUAUGCAAACACACAUACAGAAGCUUCAGCAACUGGUCUACAGACUACUCGCUUUCGGGAAGAUGCUCGUGAUAGGAUUCGGAAAGCCUGCAAUGCCCCUCAAGAUAAGUAUGCUGUCAUCUUUUGUGGAUCCGGAUCCACUGGUGCCAUGAACAAGCUGGCAGGUGUCCUGGGGGCUUCACCUCUCUCCGCCCCAACCAAGAACCCUGCCCAGCGUGGUGUCAUCUUCAUCUCUUCCCAAGAGCACCAUUCCAAUGAACUACUCUGGCGCGAGUCGGGCAAUGUUGACUGUGUUGUCAUACCUCAAGAUCCCAGGACAGGCCUGUUGGAUGAACAAGAUCUUGUCCGACAGCUUUUCCAGUAUCAAGACCGCCCCCUCAAACUUGCCUCCUUUUCUGCAGCUUCCAAUGUCACAGGUAUUCGAUGUGAUACAAAGGCUGUCACCAAGCUGCUUCAUGAGCACGGCGCCCUUGCUGUAUGGGACUUCGCUGCAGCUGGACCUCAUGUGGCGAUUGAUCUCGAAGGACAUGACAUGGAUGGAGUCUACCUGUCACCCCACAGGUUUGUUGGCGGGCCUGGAACUCCUGGAACCUUGAUUGCCCGCCGGUCGCUCUUUACCAACGCCAUUCCUACUGUUCCCGGUGGUGGCACUGUCAACUUUGUUCAGCCCCAUGGCCAUGAGUAUAUCGAUGACAUUGAGACACGAGAAGAAGGUGGUACUCCAGCAAGUGUUGAAUCGAUCCGUUGUGGCUUGGUCCUUGGGCUCCACCAUGAACUUGGCGGAGACUGGAUUGAACAGCAAGAAACCAACUUUCUGCAGAAGGCGUUGAAGUCCUGGAGUAAGAACAGCAACAUUGUGCUUCUGGGCAACACAGAUGCAAAGCGAGUGUCCAUCGUAUCCUUCCUGGUGAAAGCUCCUGGAGAUAGUGGAGCCUUCUUGCACCACAACUUUGUUGUUGCCUUGCUCAAUGACCUCUUUGGUAUUCAAGCAGGUGGAGGCUGCAGCUGUGCUGGCCCUUAUGGCCACCUCUUGUUAGACAUUGACACGGCGACAUAUGAUAAGAUUGUCAACAAGCUGGCUACUCUUGGUGAGUCCAUCAAGCCUGGAUGGACCCGCUUGGGAUUCUCCUACUAUAUGAGUGAAGAGACUGUCAAGUACAUGAUUGACGCUGUCAAUCUAGUCGCCAAUGAAGGAUACAAACUGUUGCCUCACUAUCAGGUGAAUCUCCGCAAUGGCAGCUGGUCGUACCGUGGUGGUUGCAGUGCUGACUCUUAUGAGAAACCCAAGCCAAUGCAGCUGUGGGACUUUAGAAGUCCCUACUGUAUUUGUUUCUACUCCAGACCGACCACCGUCACAAAGAAAGAUCUCAAGGCUUGCAUGAAACAUGCCCAGAGGGUCCUCAAGGUGACCCCGAAUCCCGUGGUUCAGCCUGCCUCCGAGGCCUUCCUGGCCCAGGGAUUUGAGCGUGAUGAAAUCCAAAACAACAAGGACGUGUUCUGGUUUGUUGUCUCCAAGGGCUCGUACGAUCUUGACGGCGUCACAAAAGCUUCUUCGGGGGUGCACAGCAAGCUCACAAUGGAGGCGCCCGUAUCUUCUAGUGCCUCUGAUUCAAGGGGAGGAAUGGAGUCGUACAAGCGAAAGUCCAGCGCAAAGCCAUUCGGAAGCAGGAGGAAGGGCAGCGCCAACUCCAGCCAUGAACACAAGAAGCCAUUCCAUUGGCUACAGCUCGGUCUCUUGGCCGGCCGUGUCUCUAAAGAGAAGACCGAUUCCUUUUCGUUUGACAAGACAGAAAAGACAGAAAAAACUGAAAGGUUUGAGGAAGACGCGAGCAGAACUAUGUGGGUCUAAGACAUGCCUCGCUUGUUAGGUUUUGCUGGCCCAGCUUGGCCUUGAAGCUCCCAUCACUCCCUGAUCCAUUACGGCGUAUACAUGUCGAACACUUGCUGACUGAAAACGACACCGUUCUUCUCAUCCCUCUCUGAUUCAUCUCAGCCUACAUGCCGAGAAGACUGCAUGGCUGAAAACGACACGAUUCUGUUCGUCCUGGCCCGCAAACAACGGAUAGUCCAGAUAACUACAAUUCUUUGCAUUAGUGCCCCAAUAUUUUACAAU
Molecule: messenger RNA, 2415 nt
Organism: Seminavis robusta
Lineage: Eukaryota; Bacillariophyta; Bacillariophyceae; Naviculales; Naviculaceae
Source: the annotation of a GenBank genome assembly